Messenger RNA from Pogoniulus pusillus (Red-fronted tinkerbird), 3064 nucleotides. RefSeq names its product scavenger receptor cysteine rich family member with 4 domains (gene SSC4D). Gene Ontology annotation, cellular component: plasma membrane. The transcript has 12 exons. The coding region runs from base 1 to 2793 and encodes 930 amino acids. Gene Ontology annotation, biological process: zymogen activation. The record is from RefSeq and is a predicted model, not a curated record. Lineage: Eukaryota; Metazoa; Chordata; Aves; Piciformes; Lybiidae. Gene Ontology annotation, molecular function: serine-type endopeptidase activity.
AUGGUCUCCAGGAGCCAAGGCAAAGCAGAGGGCUGGCCGUGGCUGCGCCCAGCACUCUGCUGCCAUCACUUCUUCCUGGUGCAUUCACAAGGCAUUGAUCUACCUUCAUCCCAAAAAGCCUUGGCCUGCCAUCACCUUCCACAGGUGCACCCCAAAAACCUUGGUCCUGCCAUCACCUUCCACUGGUGCACCCAAAAAGCCUUGGCCUGCCAUCACCUUCCACUGGUGCACCCCAAAAACCUUGGUCCUGCCAUCACCUUCCACUGGUGCACCCAAAAAGCCUUGGCCUGCCAUCACCUUCCACUGGUGCACCCCAAAAACCUUGGUCCUGCCAUCACCUUCCACUGGUGCACCCAAAAAGCCUUGGCCUGCCAUCACCUUCCACUGGUGCACCCCAAAAACCUUGGUCCUGCCAUCACCUUCCACUGGUGCACCCAGAAAGCCUUGGUCCUGCCAUCACCUUCCACUGGUGCACCCAAAAAGCCUUGGCCUGCCAUCACCUUCCACUGGUGCACCCCAAAAACCUUGGUCCUGCCAUCACCUUCCACUGGUGCACCCAAAAAGCCUUGGCCUGCCAUCACCUUCCACUGGUGCACCCCAAAAACCUUGGUCCUGCCAUCACCUUCCACUGGUGCACCCAAAAAGCCUUGGCCUGCCAUCACCUUCCACUGGUGCACCCCAAAAACCUUGGUCCUGCCAUCACCUUCCACUGGUGCACCCAGAAAGCCUUGGUCCUGCCAUCACCUUCCACUGGUGCACCCCAAAAGCCUUGGUCCUGCCAUCACCUUCCACUGGUGCACCCAAAAAGCCUUGGCCUGCCAUCACCUUCCACUGGUGCACCCCAAAAGCCUUGGUCCUGCCAUCACCUUCCACAGGUGCACCCAGAAAGCCUUGGUCCUGCCAUCACCUUCCACUGGUGCACCCAGAAAGCCUUGGUCCUGCCAUCACCUUCCACUGGUGCACCCCAAAAGCCUUGGUCCUGCCAUCAGCUUCCACUGGUGCUCCCAGAAAGUGUUUGUCUCCAGGAGGGACACAGGACCCCCUCUGGACCCCCAUCUGCGGCAGGACCCUGGUGCAGCGAUGAGACUUGGUGCCUGCCUGGCCAGCCAGCACGGCACCGGCAAGCUGGAGCUUGGGCUGCUGCCUCUCUCCCUGAUGCCAGCCACGCUGCUCCUCCUCCUCCUCCUCGACCCCACCGGCACCACCUCUGAGCCCGCGCUGUUGCCAUUCCCAGAGAUCCGCCUGGCCAACGGCCCCAGCCGCUGCCAGGGGCGGGUGGAGAUCCUCUACAACGGCUCCUGGGGCACAGUCUGCGACGACGACUGGGACAUCGUGGAUGCCAACGUGGUGUGCCGCCAGCUGGGCUGCGGGCACGCCGUGGCCAUGCCCGCCCCCAUGACCUUCGGCCAGGGCACCGGCCCCAUCCUCCUGGACAACGUGGACUGCAAGGGCCAGGAGGCAGCGCUGAGCGAGUGCUGGAGCCACGGCUGGGGCAUCCACAACUGCUACCACUACGAGGACGUGGCGGUGGUGUGCAACGAGUUCUCACCCACGCAAGCCAGCGAAGGACCAACAAGCAGGACCCUGACUGCCUCGGUCCAGGACGGGGAAAGCGAUGGCAGCAUCCGGCUGGUGAGCGGCGCCGACGGCUGCCAGGGCCGGGUGGAGAUCUUCUACCGUGGCAACUGGGGCACCGUCUGCGACGACGACUGGGGCCUGAGCGAUGCCAGCGUGGUGUGCAGGCAGGUGGGCUGCGGGCAGGCCCUGGACUACAAGAGCAAUGCCUACUUUGGCUACGGCACCGGGCACAUCCUGCUGGACAACGUCCACUGCGACGGCACCGAGCCCUUCCUGGCUGCCUGCUACAGCCUGGGCUGGGGCAUCCACAACUGCGGGCACCACGAGGACGCUGGGGUCAUCUGCACAGGGCUGGACACCUCCACCAUCACCUCCUUCACCACCUCGGUGGCCCUGGACUCCACAGAGACCCUCACUGCCACGGCCACAGCAGUGACAGACAGCAGGGACCAGCCCUCCCAGGCCACCGAGGUGGCCACUGCUGCUCUCCUCACCGUGGAGCAGGAAAGUGGCGCCUUGCGGCUGGCGAACGGGAACGGGAGCUGCCGCGGGCGGGUGGAGGUGCGGCACGGCGGCACCUGGGGCACCGUCUGCGACGACGACUGGGACUUCCCCGACGCCCAGGUGGUCUGUCGCCAGCUGGGCUGCGGCGCCGCCCUGGCCGCCACCGUCCUGGGCUCCUUCGGCUACGGCAGCGGCCCCGUGCUGCUGGACAACGUGGGCUGCGGCGGCGCCGAGCCGCGCCUGGCGGACUGCUUCCACCUGGGCUGGGGGCAGCACAACUGCGGCCACCACGAGGACGCCGGAGUCAUCUGCAGGGGCACUGAUGAUGCUGAGGAGCAUUUCCAGGAAGCCACUGCCACAACCACCACAGCAGCCUGGACUCGCCCCAAGGAAGGGUCCCUGCGCCUGGUGAACGGCAGCCACCGCUGCGAGGGGCGGGUGGAGAUGUUCUACCUGUCGCAGUGGGGCACAGUGUGCGACGACGCCUGGGACCUGCGGGACGCCGAGGUGGUGUGCAGGCAGCUGGGCUGCGGGCAGGCGCUGGCGGCCUGGGGCGAGGCUCGCUACGGCCAGGGCAGAGGCUACAUCUUCCUGGACAACCUCAAGUGCAAGGGCCACGAACCUGCCCUGCUGCGCUGCUCGCACAUCCGCUGGGACGUCCACAACUGCGACCACUCGGAGGAUGCCGCUGCGGUCUGCCGCCGCCUCUGAGCCCCGCAGCUCAGGUGGAAGGACCCAGCCUGCAGCACCAGCAGCCUUCACCUCUGCCUGCUUCUGGUUCCUAAGGGCUCACCAGCAAAGUGACCUUUGUGUGUGGGGGUGAGGGGGCUGGGCUGUGAGGGUGGGCAUGGGCUGCAGAGUGGCACAGAGCAGGCCCUGGCUGCCCCCUGCUCUGCUGCUGCAGCUCUGUAGUUAGCAGCAGAUUGUCUGUGUGCCUGGGCUGGGUCUGGGGAGGCUUCCCCUGAGGAGCACCCUGAUAUGG